Myotis brandtii (Brandt's bat) is the source of this 1639-nucleotide messenger RNA. RefSeq names its product spastic paraplegia 21 (autosomal recessive, Mast syndrome) (gene SPG21). The record is from RefSeq and is a predicted model, not a curated record. Gene Ontology annotation, cellular component: trans-Golgi network transport vesicle; cytosol. NCBI's taxonomy places the organism in Eukaryota, Metazoa, Chordata, Mammalia, Chiroptera, Vespertilionidae. The transcript is spliced from 8 exons. Gene Ontology annotation, molecular function: CD4 receptor binding. The coding region runs from base 204 to 1049 and encodes 281 amino acids.
CCAGCCUUUAAAUGGAAGAUGCUCAGCCAGUUCAACACCCAUAGUUGCCCAAGUUAGAAGGGACUCUAGGGUUGCCUAGUUCAGUCUCCUUAGGACAUAGUCAUUCGUCAACAGAUGAUGCCUGCUGUGUGCCAAGCACUGUUCUAGUUGUUGGAGAUACCAUGGUGAAACAGCCAUAGGGUUAACCUCCAUUUCAGCUAAUCAUGGGAGAGAUUAAAGUCUCUCCUGAUUAUAACUGGUUUAGAAGUACAGUUCCCCUUAAAAAGAUUAUCGUGGAUGAUGAUGACAGUAAGAUAUGGUCGCUCUAUGAUGCCGGUCCCAGAAAUAUUAGGUGUCCUCUCAUAUUUCUCCCCCCAGUCAGCGGAACUGCAGAUGUAUUUUUCCAGCAGAUUUUGGCUCUGAGUGGAUGGGGUUACCGGGUGAUAGCUGUUCAUCUUUUUGGGGCUUCCUUGGGAGGCUUUUUGGCCCAGAAAUUUGCUGAAUACACUCACAAAUCCCCCAGAGUCCAUUCCCUCAUCCUCUGCAAUUCCUUCAGUGACACCUCUAUCUUUAAUCAAACUUGGUCUGCAAACAGCUUUUGGCUGAUGCCAUCAUUUAUGCUCAAGAAAAUAGUUCUUGGAAACUUUUCAUCUGGCCCAGUGGACCCUGUGAUGGUUGAUGCCAUUGAUUUCAUGGUGGACAGGCUGGAAAGUUUGGGUCAGAGUGAACUGGCUUCGAGACUUACCCUGAAUUGUCAAAAUUCUUAUGUGGAACCUCAUAAGAUUCGGGACAUCCCUGUAACCAUCAUGGAUGUAUUUGACCAGAGUGCACUUUCAACUGAAGCUAAAGAAGAAAUGUACAAACUGUAUCCUAAUGCCCGGAGGGCUCACCUUAAAACGGGAGGCAACUUCCCGUACCUGUGCAGGAGCGCAGAGGUGAAUCUCUAUGUACAGAUACAUUUGCUGCAAUUCCAUGGAACCAAAUAUGCGGCCAUCGACCCAUCGAUGGUCAGUGCUGAGGAGCUCGAGGUGCAAAAAGGCAACCUCGGCCUCAGUCAGGAGGAGCAGUAGCUGGUGCUUUGGCUGGUGAUGACGAGUGACCCAGCACGUUCCUGUACAAUCAGUGACAUCAGUGCCCGCCAGUCAGCCUCUGUUCAGUUCGUCAGGCUCGCCGGUUAUCACUGUUCGGAAGUAGGACUGAUGGUCCCCUUUGUGACAGGCGGCAGCUCUUCUGAGCCAGCUUAACUGUUCCCUCUUUGGUUUUUUAGCUUUUGAAUUUGAAGAAGUACUUUUGAAGACUCCCAUUUUAAGAAUUGUGAAAAUUUUGCUACCAAAAGUCUUCACCAUCGUGUACUUAUGUGAAUGUUACUUUCUGAGGUUUGGGAUUUUGUGGGGGUUUUUCCUUGUCUUUUUUUUUUCUUUCCUUUCUUCCUUUUUAUAUCAUUUGCUAUAAAUACUGCACAUCCAGAUCGUGUAUAAGAAGGACAUUGGUUGUUUCUGUGCUUUCUUGUUAUAACUGUUACCAAAGUGCCAAGGUUGUCACCACACCAAUUACUCUCCUGCAGAUCAACUACUUCCAAUUCCAGUUAUGCAAGUGGUUUUGAGUUUUAGCUGUUGUCUUUCUAGCCAUUACAGUCAUUUGGAAUAAAAAUUCAAUUUCA